AUAAUUAAAAUUCUCAGUUUAUUCAUCUUGCAGUGUCGAAAAUUGCAAUUAACUCUUGUAUCUGUUCAAUACUUAUAGAAAAAAUAAAUAAAAUGAGUGAAAGACGCGCAUGUACUGCAGACAGAGUUGUGAGUCCGAAAUCUGGAGCCAAUGACAAUUUACCUGGUGGCUCAUCAAACAGAAUUCAAAGAAAAGUUACAUGUGGUUCGGCUCGCUAUUGGGUACCAAGUAGUCCAGAGCUUGUGCGCAAUAUGGCAAACAAUCAGGGCAAUGCCUCGCCAUAUAAUUUAAAUGAUAUAAGUGUAUAUAACCAAGAGGACUAUCAGCAGGGAAAUUUUCUGGAAGGCUUUACUGAUCAAGAGGAAAAAGUCCCGCAGCACUGUGUGGGAAUGCAUUCUUUUCCAUUAGAUGACUUACCACAAGACCUUCUGGAUGAUUAUGUGGAGCCUUCCCUUUACGAGCACGACUCAUUCGAUGAUGUCAUGUGUGCUUUUGCCAGCCCGCAGCCAAGGCCAAGGGAAAUCUCCCCUUUAGUUGGGGUAUCAAAAGAUGCACUAUCCGUGGAAGAGCAAAGACAAGAUCGAAAUCUUGAAAAGGAACCACCCUUGUGUUCGUAUGUAAUAGAACCACUGCCAGAUGAUCCAAACAUAAUUCCUCCACACCCCACAAAUCCAAAUGACUUUGCUGCAAUGAUUCGCAGGGCUCGAGCAAUUGAACGACUUAAAGCAAUGCAGGAAGCGGCCAUCUUAUUAAAAACUAAUUCUCAAGUUACGGAGAAAGUAAGAGUACCAAAGCAAAAAGUCUUUACUACGAUCAGAAGACCUGUUAGACUGACACGAAGCUCUACAAAACCCCCACUAAAAGGAAGUCGAAGUAAUCCAAGUAUUCCAGAAGUUCCUAAGUCUAAACAAAUAAAGACGAAAACUGCUGCUCAAGAACAUCAACCAGACUAUAUACAACCUAAGCAUGCUGCAGACAUACAUGGCAGAAAAUUGGCUGGGUUAAAAAGCAAAAAUCCCAAGCUUUUACUGAACCCCAUUGAACCGUCAACAUACUUACCAUCGUCUCGCUUUAUAAAACCAUCGCCCUCAACUGAUGCUGCCUCUAUGACCGCAACGUAUGAAGACAUUAUAAAGCGGGCUGCCCGUAUACUGUCGAAAAGCAAUGCGACGAAGGGAAUACCAUGCAGUCAAAUAUGCCACAGAGAAGAUGAAGAAGAUCUACUGGAUGAAUUUGAAACUUUAGAAGAAUUGUAUAAUGCACAGCCAAUGGAAAAAUGUGCUUCAAUAACAAGGCAAGACAACCAACUGAUCGAAAGAAUUAAAGCUCUAGAGCGGCAGAUAUAUGAAGCAUCUCCUUGUAAAGACGAGACAAGGCACUCUUCUGGCUUACCCGUGAUGGAGCAACAAGGCCAAAAAGAAAUGCCUGCGGAAGGCAGUCAAAUGUUUGGUAUUACCGAUGCACCAGCAGAAUGUGUCUCGUCACGGUCUCCAGCAAGAUAUGCAACACCAAAAACAACGCUAAAAGACCUUGAUGUUAUGGAAAGAGCUGAUUUGGAUUAUGCCAAUUCCGAAUUGGUCCUUAGCGAUAUAUCCAUACCCACUGAGAUGUAUGACCAAGACAUAUCCCUUCAGGAAUAUGGCCUAGAAGAUAUCACAUCUCCUGAGCUUGUAGACCUGUCAAUAUCUCUUCCAAAGGCAUUGGAUCCGGAUUACCCCUUGACACUAGCCGAUGAAAUAACUAUGGCUGACACUGAAGGCGGGGAGCAAGAAAAAUCACUAGGAUUCCUAGAUUCAGUUGCUAGUGCUGUAGUCGAUAAGUUGAAGAACAUAUUUGUUGGUUUGCCAAGAGAGGAACAUGAAAAGAAUGACGAUGGCAUAUCUUUUCAAAUGGAUUCCUCUUUGCCAAAUAUUUUUGAAGACACUCCUCCGCAGCCAAAAGCUGAAUGUUCUCCCGAAAAUUCCCCAUCUGAAGAAGCCUUAUCGAAGUCCGCCUGUCUUGUGAGCCCUAUUGUUAUCCCACCCCACCCAAAAGAUCCGAAAGAUUAUGCAACAAUGAUCAAAAGAGCUCAACUGAUUCAAAAGCUAAAGGCUAGAGAAAUGGAAACCGCCCUUUCUCAUAUAAAAUCAAAACGGACUGUGUUUAAGCCAAGUGUUCCUAAAACAGGUUCAGUUGCGAAAAAGAGGGCAGGAAAUAAAAUAGCCAAAUCAGAAUCCACUCAAAAAGUGUAUCCACCUGGAGAAUUUCCCCCUGGAUAUGUGGAAGCGGUUGCUAGAGCAAGAGCAUUGGCGGGAUACAAGAACAGAUCAAUCAUCCUAAAUCCACAACGAGCUGCUACGAUCGCAGCAUUGAAUUCAAAAAGAGAAGCUGAACUGGCAGCAGAAGCAGCCUUGCCGACAGUGGAGAGAAUUCGAAGGCGAAUAGCCAGAAUCCGAGAAAACAAUGCUCGUCCGAUUUUGACCCGUCCAUCAAUCGAGACUCUUGCUACCCUUGCUGCCAUACGGGAAAAUCUGGUACAACCUUCGCAAUCGUUGCGAGAAAAAUCUAAACGAACAUCUCUGCCAAGGCGUAUGAAACAAAUAGGAGAAUCCGUAUUUACGAAACAAUUGAAGCGUCCCAUUGGAAGAUAUAAGCCAAUGACACCUAUAACUGAGGAAAGCUAUGGCGAGAAGGAUCUUAUUGAAUUCUCACCCCUUCGACCUCACGAACUACGAAUGAGACUAAAUUAUCUAACGGAGUUGGCGAACAAGACUAAAGAAGCCCAGUGUAAAGAAUGUCCUACAACUCCGAAGCAAAUUGGUUCCCCCGCAAUGCCUAGAUCUGCAGAAUAUCAUUAUACACCCAUUACACUGAGAAGCCCGACGGGCUCUUCAACGCCGGUGGAAGUAAGGAAGGAGACAUUUACACAAAAGUUUGGUAACAAAGGAUUGGAGGAAACCAUUCAUGAGGAGAUCAUGAAAACAUCGCAAAUAGAAGACAAUGGUCAAGUAAGUUCCAAAUCUCGAAAAGUAACAACCACGACGGAUGAACAUGGAAACGUGGUUUUGUGUCAAGUAGAGGAGGAAGGCCAUCCCCAAACCGAAGGCGACGCAAUUAUACUAGAUGAUAUUGAAGCUAUAGAGGCUCCCGAUUUUCUGAACACAUCUGUUAUAACCUCAGAACCAGAGGAUCCAUCUUUACCUACUCCUAGAGAGUUAAUAGAUAGAAUACGACAACAAGUUCAUCAAAAGCUUCAACAUGUUAUGCCCCCUGUACUAACAGUUCCGCCAGUAUUGGGAUUUCAGCACGAUUUCCCAGAUGAAAAUCUCUUUGAUGUUGCUAUGCCAGAAGUACCAACAUCACCUGAAAUGCAUACAUCAUUGUCACUCACAUCGCUGAACAUUCAUUCGCCGACCGUUUCACUACCCUUUUGCUUGGGAGAAACACCGCCCCACACAAAACAGCCUGUUUCUCCAUCACAACAAGCCAGUGCUGCAAAGAUGGUCCAUCCUAGGUCCGCAGAAGUAGUCCGGUGUAGUAAGAUCCAAUCUGAUUUUAAUACAAAAUCAACAAUAGUUCCAUCUUAUCCUAAGGACUAUGUAGCCAUGGUAAAGCGGGCCCGGGCAAUACAUAAUUUGAAAAAACAGAAAGGUGCAGGCACCGCUGCUUUAUCGCAUGCAAGGCCUAUUAACCAAGCCGCUAAGAAAAUAAAAAGGACGACUUUGUCCCGCCGACCUGGUUUGGUCCCAAGGGUCCAGAAAAGGAGCCAAAAAGAACUUAAACUGAAAGAAUGCCAAGCACAACCACCCCCAAUUCCUCCAGAAUACGCCGCUGAUGUAGCCAGAGCAAGACAACUGGCAGGCCUUAAGAAUACAACAGCUCUAUUGAAUCCGGAACUAGCAGCGAAAAUGACAGCUCAAAAAGCUGCAGAAGAUGCUUUCGAACUUCUGCCUCCAUAUCAGAAAAUUUUAAAGAGAAUGGAAAAGUUGAGAGCUAUUCACACAAACCGGUCAAAAGUUGAAGUUUCAGCCGAUGUUCUGGGUGUUAUCGAGGCAAUUCGCGACACAGUGCCGCCCAUAAGGAUAGAGAAAAAAAUUUCCACAGCUAAAUCACAGCAUUCUGAAAAGCCACAGGAGAAAGUAUCUCCCAAAAUCCGAGACGGAUCAUUGGAGGAAUUCGAAGCAAUCGAAAGGGAAUUGGCAAAAACUCAUCAUAGUCCACAAAUUCCAUUUGAUACGACUGAUCGUGAAAGAUUAUCGUUAGAUGAAUUUGAAAAUCUCGAAAGGCAGAUAGGAAGGGCAUUACAGCACCAGAAAGACAUGUCCCGCACAAAGACAUCACUGGAAGAAUUCGAAGAAAUCGAAAAGCUAUUAAAGGCUACAGAAGAAAGUACCACUGGAAUAACAAUCACAGCCCAGCCACGGACUUCUUUGGACGAGUUCGAGAAAAUCGAAAGACAAUUGGCUAUUGCAGAAUUUUGUCCCGAGCAAGGAACUGUGCCCAUUCACUUGUAUGAUGUCACACCAAGAGCUACGAAUGGUGCUCGACGCCGUAGAAAUCUUAUGCAAGAAAUGGCAACUAAUCAGCCAGUAGAAAAUGCGGAUCUGUACAAAAAUCUUGUUUCAGAAUUUGCGAUUGGACAAACCGAAAGCAUCGAGUCCAACGGUUUGCACACUUUGAUGUCAUACACCCCUGAAUGCCCCAAGGAACGUUUGCGCAAAAUCAAAGAAGCUCAGCAAACACACAUCGCUCAAAAAGAGGACUUAAACGUGGAGACUUGCCCCUCACCAUUGCCAGUUUACACUCCGAUAACUUUGGCCAGCCCCACUAAGUCAUCAGUGUUAAAGGAAUUAACCCUUGCAACACAAGCCGAUGUCGCAAAGGACGAUAAACUCGUCGAUCUUCAAACCCCAAAGCUGCAAACUAAAGGUUUCAAGUUACUUGACGAGCUUCGAUAUAUACCCUUCGAUGUAUUGGAGUACGAAGAUGUUCCACACAUGCCGGAUAUUUCUUUCGACGACCCUAUAUCACCACCACCCCAGCCCUCCGAGUUAAUAAACAAAAUACGAAUGCAGGUCCAAAAGAAACUAAAAGAAGAUAUACCAGCACACAAAGUAUUUUCCCCAAAGAAGCUCAACUUUCCAGACGUAGAAUCAGCAGAGAAUUUGUUUGAACUAAGCGCCCCAUCUUUAAUUCAGACACCACAAAUGAUAACACCAAAAUCACAAAUACAACAAACGCCUAGUGUGUCCCUACCUUUUAUUUGGCAAGAAUUCUCCCCACAUACGUCUGAAGUUAAAGCUUUACGUUCCCCUAGUCCAGUAAUAAGUCGCGAGCCACCACCAUUCGAAAGUUCUAAGGUUUCCCCUGCUGAAGCCCCAUUUAAAGUACCACCCCAUCCCAAAGACCCCAAGGAUUACGAGGCAAUGAUAAAAAGAGCACAAGCUAUUCAUAAACUCAAACUGCAACAAAGAGAAACCGAAAAGGAAACGGCUGCACCUGUUGCGUUCGGCGUAUCUACUGCUGCCAAAUCACAAGGACGCGUGCCCAUUUCGAGAUGGGCGAAGCCCCCUCAAAGGGUUUCCCAAAUGAAACCUAGCAAAAAGUUGGUUCAAAAAAAGACAAGUAUUAAAAAAUGGCCCUCUCAACAGAAGACACAGGUGAUUGAUGAAACGGAUUGUUCCCAGGAACCACCUCCCAUUCCAACUGAAUAUGCAGCUGCUGUUGCACGAGCUCGUACAUUGGCUGGAUAUAAAAAUAAAACAGCAGCCCUUAAUCCUGACGUAGCAGCCAGACAGGCCAAAAGAAAGGCAGCUGCUGAAGCGCAAGCCGACGCCUUUGCAGCUCUCUCAGAGCAUGAAAAACUUAAAAUACGCCUACAAAAGCUGAAAUCCAGACCAGAAGAUAUUCAACUGGCUAAACUCACCAUAGAACAGAUGGCUAUCUUGCAACAUCUGAAAGAAGUCCUUUCACAUGAGUCUUCCUCACACACAACAUCAAGAGCACAACGUUUAUCCAUAACUCCAUGUACCACUCAUAGUGCUGAAAGCGAAAGUUUUUCUAACGAAAUGGCUGAAUUUGAGGAGUUGGAAAAAAUAGAAUUAUCACCGCACUCAAUGCAACAAGAUGCACCAAAAGCUCCAGAUGUACUGGAGAUGAGCCAAAUUAUAGCAAAACUGCAACAACAACAAUUGGCCACACCAGCACUCAUAAGGAUUGAGGACAAAUAUAAGCAUCUGACAUCUCAAAUGCGGACAGGACCAAAAAUUCCCACACCACUAAGUCCCAUCAAAACUCCUGAUUUUCACUAUAGCCCCAUACCGUGGGAAUCGCCCAUGUCUGGCAAACGCAUCGAAAAAUCAACCAUGCACAGUUCACCGCACAGUGAAAAAAGAACUACCGAUACCACAACCAAUAUUGCUACGCAGACACCUAAAACUAUACAGGCACAGCCCAAAGAUACCGCCAGGGACUAUACAGUUCUCGAGGACAUUGAAGAACCUUCUCUUCUGGAUAUGUCACCCAUUUCUCCAACGGGAGCACCCAGACCUCGUGAUAUUAUUGAACAAAUAACGAAAAAUGUUCACAAUAGACCAUCGAGAAGGGACGUACCAGUGGACCAUCUUAUUGAGCUAAGGACACCACCCAGGGAACUGCCAUUGCCCCAAGAUAUAAGUGUCGAUGAAGAUUUACUUGCAAUGACCUGUCCAACUCCUCCUAUAACACCCCCUCUGAAAACUCCAGACCAAUUUCCUGGAAAAAUGGCAUCAGACAUAUCCUUACCAGAAGUAUUCGUCGAAUCACCAAAUACGUCAGUGCCUCUGCUCAGACGUCCAAUGUCAUCUCUAGAAGGACCAAUUUCGUCAACUCAAUCGGCCGAUAGUGAACAACAACUUAACGCUUACCAAAAGGCUGAAGAAACUGCUAAAGCUGAUGCUACAACACCAAAACGGGGGGCCACCGACGAAAGCACAAGAGCUAAAGGUUUGCCCAUUUCCAAAAGGUAUGGAAUGCGUCCACGACCUGUUUUGAAAAAACAAAGUGAGACAGGAAAAACCGCACGCCCAGAGUGGCCUGCCAAACCCCAACCUUUGCCGGCCGAAUAUGUCGAGCAAGUUGUCAGGGCCAGAAGACUGGCAGGUCUACCAUAUGGCACAAAAGCUUUGACUCCGAACGAUGUUGCCAAAACUAUUCAGCAACCUCCACCUCCUUCUACCUCCAACUUCAGAACUUUGAUGGCUAGAAUAGCUGAAAUGCGCCGAAAGGGGCACAUGCCACAGGCAAAGCCAACGUUAGCUGCUGCCGGUUAUUUAGAUGCUAUCAAAGCUGGCUUCCCGGGGGAGUCCAACGAAGGAUUUUCAGGUAGCCCACUAAGCGGCUACAUUUCAAAUGCUCCAAUUACAUUGGACAGCUCCCCUCAUCAACAAAUAGCCAGCAUACACAAUUUUGAAGAUUUACUUGAGCUGGAAUCACUCGGAAAUAUUGAAGAGCCAAGUUUAGUGGACUUAAGUGCCCCAGAACAAGACUUUGAACAAAGUAUGUUCGAAACUCCAAAGAAUUCUUUCUCCACGCCAUCUCGUCUUAUCGAUAGAAUUCGAAAGCAAGUAUUCGAAAAACUAAAGACGGAAAAGGUAGCUGCCCUGCCCUCCCCCAAUAGAAGUACGCCCCCAGUGCUUAAUUUUCCAGAAGAUUUCCCGGAUGAUGAAAUAUUUGACAUAAGUGCUCCUGAUUUCACUGAAUCUCCUCAGAGAUCGGAUUCGAAUAUAUGUUCGCCAAAUAUUUCCCUUCCUCAGUACUUCAAUAUGCUUAGCACACCAAAGUCAGCUAGUCCCGGCAAAUGCAGAUCUCCCAAAGCCCAUAUACCUGUAAACAAAACUACAAUAUCGCCACCCAUAAUGGGAGUGCAUCGAGGUAUUCGUAUAAAAACACCACAAGAAUCAAAUGUGCGCAUACCGCCUCAUCCUAAAGAUCCUGCAGAUUAUAUUGCCAUGAUUCAAAGAGCGCAGUUGGUACAGAAACUGAAAGCCCUACGCGAAGCUGAAGCAAUGCAAAGCAAGACAAAGAUAUCUUCCCGCAGCCAACCAACAACAAGAAAUGUUAAAAAUUUGUCUCAAAGAGAACCACGCGGAAAAUCAAUGUCAAAGACUGCUGCUAAGCACAAAGUACCGGCAAUGCAAGAAUAUCCAGCAGAACCACCAUCAUUACCACUUGAUUAUGUUUUAGCUGUAGCCCGAGCACGUAAAAUUGCUGGACUUAAGAACACUGCAGCUGUUUUGAAUCCUCCAAAGCCACCACAGGACUAUGCCACAAUAAGGGCGCGGGCUGCUGCUCUAAGAUCUCAAAUAGGUGAUAUUGGGUUAGCAGAACAAGAAUUUGGAGACAAAAUGGUAUAUCGGAAACCAUGCGAACCCAAAAAUCAAGAAACAAAAGAGCAAGAUGUAGUUUGGUCAACAAAUUUGAAACCAGCUCGAGACCGUUAUCGGGACCUAAGAUCUACAAUACACAUUACAACCCCAAAAACGUCCCAUAAACCCGCAACUCCAGAUACUCCUGAUAUAUUACACGAAUAUAGCCCAAUAGAAUUAGUUGCAUCGCCUCGUUGUCCAUUUGUAGAUAAUAUUUCGCUGCCCCAACUAGGAGAUGUUUCCAUGCCUGCCGACUUGUAUGAUAAUUACCCAUAUCUCUCCGAUAACGAUAUUGAACAAAAUUUGCUGUCAUAUGAAUUACAACUGCCGAGACAGGGCCCUAAAGACGAUUUUGAUGCCCUCGAAAACCAAAUAAAGAAAAAGUUUAAUACCAGACAGAUUUCACUAUCCCCUCGGGCCAUUUGUUCGUUGCGCGACGAUUCAAUGGACGAAUUUGAAGCACUUGAGAGAAGUCUUGAGAGAACACCUCAAACCAGGCAGCUAUCAAUUUCUUCAGAGGUUGCCUCUGCACUUGUCGAUAAUUCUAUCCAAGAAUUUGAAACUCCAGAACGAAAUACUCAGCAAACUCUCGAAAAGCCAUCUGAUAAUAUGAAUCGCGCUAGGCGCAUUUCACUAACCCCUCGUGCUUUUUGCGUGAUCCAAAAGGAUUCCAUGGACGAAUUUGAAGCACUUGAGAGAAAUCUCGAGAAAACACCUCAAGCAAGGCAACUAUCAAUUUCUCCACAAAUUGUCACUGCAUUUGCCGAUAAUUCCAUCCAAGAAUUUGAAACUCCAGAACGAAAUGCUCAGCAAGCUCUCGAAAAGCCAUCUGAUAAUAUGAAUCGCGCUAGGCAGAUUUCGUUAACCCCUCGUGCUUUUUGCGUGAUGCGGGAGGACUCCAUGGACGAGUUCGAUGCGCUUGAGAGAUAUGUCGAGAAAACCCCUCAAACCAGGCAGCUAUCAAUUUCUCCACGGCUUGCCUCUGCACUUGAGAAUAAUUCCAUCAGCGAAUUUGCAACUCUAGAACGUAAUGCUUCGCAAACUCGAACGUGCCCCAGGUUUAAUGACACGCCACAGUCAAAAUUCGUUUCUGGUGAAUUUAGUGCAGUACAGUCGCUUAGAGGAACAGAGAGAGAGGGCAGCAUUCCAAAUCGUCAUUAGAACAAACACAUUCCCUAUGUAUUUAGCUGAGAAUUAACUUGUAAAAAAGUAAAAUUAAUGUCUUUUCUUGUUAGAACAAAUUAUUUAUGAACCCAA
Molecule: messenger RNA, 9641 nt
Organism: Stomoxys calcitrans (stable fly)
Lineage: Eukaryota; Metazoa; Arthropoda; Insecta; Diptera; Muscidae
Exons: 3
Coding region: 93-9545 (3150 amino acids)
Source: RefSeq, a predicted model, not a curated record